AUUGUGAACUAGGAGUGGGCGGGACUUCCAGCUCUUUCCUGAUGGAGGUCGUUUGGCUGCUUUUGCUGCCGUCUGCAGGACCCGGGGCUCAGGAUCACUCCGUGGAGCCGAGCUUAGAGAAACUGGAAAGAGCCCGAGGGGCGCCGUCGACACUGCCCAGGAGUGAGCGGGUUGCAGAACCCGCUUCCGGGAUUUUCGGCCUAGGUCUCCGCCAUUAUCCUGCGCGUCUCCUGGCACCACCGCGCCAACGGGGUCCUAUGUCAACCAACGCGGUGCAGGACCCGGCCCAGGUUCGCAUGGUAGCAGCAGCAUUUAUGGUCCCUGGACAGGGCCAUGUGAUCUUUGAGGAUGUGGCUGUGUCCUUCUCCCAGGAGGAGUGGGGUCUCCUUAACGAUGCUCAGAGACUCCUCUACUGUGACGUGAUGCUGGAGAACCUGUCACUUAUAGCCUCUCUGGGUUGUUGGCAUGGAGUAGAAGUUGAGGAGGCCGUUUCUGAACAAUGUGUUUCUGUAGAACACGUGACAGAAGACAGGAAUCCAAAACUGGAGCCAUCUAUCCUGAAGCCUCUGACUUCUGAUACGAGUGCCCUGGCGGAGAAAGAUGUUUUGUACUUGGCUGACAAUAUGUUCACAUGCGGAGAGGUUGAGAAGGCUUUCCUAGGCAGCUUGGGCUUUCCCCAGCACCAGCCCUCCCACGAUGGAGAGCAUCCACGUAGAAGCAGACAGAGCAGGGAGGUCUCUCACCCUGGGCAAGGGCAUCACGAGUGCAGCGAAUGUGGCAAAGCCUUCAGUAAAAAGUUUAAAUUCACAGAGCACCUGAGAGUUCACACUGGAGAAAAACCUUAUGCGUGCAGUGACUGCGGGAAGUUCUUUAGACACAGCUCCAGUCUUAUUCAUCAUCGGAAAGUUCACACAGGAGAAAGGCCUUAUGAGUGCUGUAAUUGUGGGAAAGUCUUUGCCCACAAAUAUAAACUUUUUGAGCACCAGAGAAUCCACACUGGAAAAAGACCAUAUGAGUGUAAUGAAUGCGGGAAAGCCUUCCUUCGCAAGGAUUCACUUGUUCAGCACCAAAAAAUCCACACUGGAGAAAAUCCGCAUAAGUGCAGUGAAUGUGGAAAGUGCUUCCUUUACAAGAAUAACCUUCUUGUGCACCAGAAGAUCCACAGUGGAGAAAGGCCUUAUGGGUGUAGCAAAUGUGGAAAGUCCUUUGUCUUCAAAAAAAGGCUUCUUUAUCACCAGCGAAUCCACACUGGAGAAAGGCCUUACAUGUGCAGUGAAUGUGGGAAAGCCUAUGUCUACAAAGGAAGUCUUAUUGUGCAUAAGAGAAUUCACACUUUAGAAAAGGCUUAUGGGUGUAACAAAUGUGGGAAAUUCUUUACAAGCAGCUUUGCCCUCAAUAGACAUGAAUAUGUUCACACUGCACGAAGGCGUUAUGAGUGCAGCGAAUGUGGGAAAGCUCUCAAUGGCAAAGUUAAACUUGCUGAGCACCAGAGAAUCCAUACUGGAGAAAGACCCUAUAAGUGUAAUGAAUGUGAAAAAGCCUUCAUGCGCAAGUAUACACUUGUUCAGCACCAAAAAGUCCACACUGGAGUAAAGCCUUUUAAAUGCAGCGAAUGUGGGAAGCCCUUCACUUACAAAACAAGUCUUGUUGUCCACCAGAGAAUCCACACUGGAGAAAGGCCUUAUAUGUGCAGUGAAUGUGGGGAAGUCUUUGUCUACAGAAGAAGUCUUGUUGUCCAUCAGAGAAUCCACACUAGAGAAAAGCCUUAUGAAUGUAGUUCUUUACACUGUCAGUGCACUUACAAGUGAUGUGGUAAUCACUUCCAAGAGCAGAUGACAUCAUUGGGUUCUGAACAUUUAUCUCGGGCUUUCGUGUCCCCAUUGCAGACUCUCAGUUUCUGCCACGGCAGUCCUUGUUACGGGAGCGAAUACGCAUUUGGGCCUCGGCUUCCAUUCCUCACCUAUAAAAAUGGAUCCAGGGCUUCCCUGGUGGCGCAGUGGUUGAGAGUCUGCCUGCCAAUGCAGGGGACACGGGUUCGAGCCCUGGUCUGGGAAGAUCCCACAUGCCGCGGAGCAACUAAGCCCGUGAGCCACAACUACUGAGCCUGUGCGUCUGGAGCCUGUGCUCCGCAACGGGAGAGGCCGCGACAGAGAGAGGCCCGCGCACCGCGAUGAAGAGUGGCCCCCGCUCGCCACAACUGGAUAAAGCCCUCGCACAGAAACGAAGACCCAACACAGCCAAAA
This is a messenger RNA of Balaenoptera ricei (Rice's whale), 2243 nucleotides long. Its product is annotated as zinc finger protein 883-like. The record is from RefSeq and is a predicted model, not a curated record. Gene Ontology annotation, biological process: regulation of transcription by RNA polymerase II. The transcript is spliced from 6 exons. Lineage: Eukaryota; Metazoa; Chordata; Mammalia; Artiodactyla; Balaenopteridae. The coding region runs from base 42 to 1808 and encodes 588 amino acids. Gene Ontology annotation, cellular component: nucleus. Gene Ontology annotation, molecular function: DNA-binding transcription activator activity, RNA polymerase II-specific; RNA polymerase II cis-regulatory region sequence-specific DNA binding.